UUAUUCAAACAAGGGAAGAUGAAUCAAGUGGAAUGGUUAAGACCUCUUGUGAGAUCAAAGUUUUGGGAUUAUGGUGUUGUUUGGAAACUAAGAAAUGAUGAGACAAGUGCUUUGGAGUGGUUGGGUUGUUGUUGCGGUGGAGCUGAAGAUGACAUCCAAGAUGGUGGAGAAGAAGGCCAUUUAUAUAAACCCUGUAGAGAUUUGAUGUUUCAGCACUUAAGAAAAUCUAAUGCUUGUGAAGCCAUUGCCAAGUUGCCUACUACCAUUACUUUAGCUUCUGGGAUCCAUGGAAAAGUUCUAAUAUCUGGCAAAGCAAGGUGGCUCAGGCUUGAAUCAAGCUCAUCUCAAAAUGAAAAAGCUGGGACAAAGCUUCUCAUCCCAUACUUGGGUUGUCUCAUAGAGCUUUAUGUUGCAAACAAUGUACCCAGGGAUCAGAACAUCAUAGACUUUGUCAUUUCUUUAUAUAACACUACAUUGGAGCAACAAACUAUGAACCAAUUCCAAGAUUUUCUUCCAAGUUUUCCUCCCUUAAUGGAAGAACUAAAAGGCAUUCCUGUUCAUCAAUAUCUUCCUGUUACCACUCAACACAACUUUGAUCGCUCUUAUGAAGGAUCGUCAACAGGUUCAAUACCUUCAGAUGACCCUGCAUCUCUUGAUUCCGGUUUUAAUUAUAGUUCCCAAAGUCUUUGUGCAUCAACACAGUCAGGUGGUGGUGGGAUUGUAGGCAGUUAUUUGUUUGGCCAAAAUAUGGAUUUGAUGCCGAGUUGUAGUAGUGGGUUGAUGGAAGAAAACGAAGAACAUUUAAAGGUUGCUGCCGGACCCGAAAAACACAAAUCAAAGAACUUGAUAGCAGAAAGGAAUAGGAGGACUAAGCUUAAAGAAAGGAUUCAUUCUUUGCGUUCUGUGGUUCCAAAGAUUACCAAGAUGGAUAUAUUAUCAACUCUUGGAGAUUCAAUCUCAUAUAUCAUGGAGUUGAAGAACAAAGUUACAGAUCUUCAGAAUGAGCUCAAGGACAUGGAAGAAGAGGAAAACUAUAACCGUGACGAGCUAGAGGAAUCAGAAGAAUACCAGGAUCCAUCGAUUGACACGACACACGAUAUAAAGGUGCAAGUUGAAGUGAAACGGAUUGGGGCGAAAGAGUUUCUACUGAAUUUCUUUGGCAGACAAACUCAAGGUGGAUUUCUGAAGCUGAUGGAGGCUGUGAAUUCAGCAGGGCUUACAGUAACCAACGCCAAUGUAACGAAUUUCAAAGGGAUGGCUUCGUAUAUUCUCAUUUUAGCGGCUGAUCAUGAGGAAGUUCAAGAACAAGAAGUGAAGGACUUGCUGCUUAAUCUCACACACAGUAACGGUUGAAGAAUUACACCUAGAAGAAGCAAAGGAUCCAGCACCCAGUUCUUCUUCACUUCGGUUUUACAAUCUAACCUUUUAUGUGCAAAAGAAACUCAUUUUACUUGGUUUGUCCCGGAUACAGUUGUUGUAAUUUAGACACUGAUCUUGUUGUAAUAUCCAACUACAGACCUAAGUUGAAGUAAUGACAU
Papaver somniferum (opium poppy) is the source of this 1538-nucleotide messenger RNA. RefSeq names its product transcription factor ABORTED MICROSPORES-like. Gene Ontology annotation, biological process: regulation of DNA-templated transcription. NCBI's taxonomy places the organism in Eukaryota, Viridiplantae, Streptophyta, Magnoliopsida, Ranunculales, Papaveraceae. Gene Ontology annotation, cellular component: nucleus. The record is from RefSeq and is a predicted model, not a curated record. The transcript is spliced from 7 exons. The coding region runs from base 19 to 1353 and encodes 444 amino acids. Gene Ontology annotation, molecular function: DNA-binding transcription factor activity; sequence-specific DNA binding; protein dimerization activity.